GCAUGCUAGUGACAUAAAAAUGUCUAUGGAGAGCAUACUGAGCUUAUCUUAUCUGUGAUUCAUCUGUUCCUGCUUUGAUGGCAGAAUUAUGUGCGAAGUAACUGAUUAAUCAAUGUGAUGUUUUGUAGAAACAAUAACAAGAAUGCCAAUACAGGCACCACAGUGGACUGAAUUUCUUUCUUGCCCAGUUUGUUGUCAUGACUUUGAUGUGGCUGUACGAGGUCCGAUAUCUUUAGGAUGUGGUCAUACUAUAUGCCGUACAUGUUUAGCAAAUUUGCAUCGCAAGCAAUGUCCUUUUGAUCAGAGUACUAUAAACACUGAAAUAGAAAGGUUACCAAUAAAUGAAGCUCUGCUUCAACUAGUUGGUAAUACUGUUCCAACAAAUGUUGCGACAUCUUAUCAAAAAUUAUUACCACCUGAAGAUCAUGCUAAUUAUUUAGUGGCUAAGCGCUGUGUAGAAGAAUUAGCGCUUUAUUUAAAACCAUGUCAAACACAUCCAACUAUAGCAGCAGGAAUGGGACUUGUGUCUCGUCCUAUGCAAAGAAAAUUAGUUACGUUAGUAGGCUGCCAAUUAGUAGAACCAGAAGGAAGAGCACGUGCUGUACGAGCAGCUCGAAGCCUAGGAGAAAGGUCCGUCACAGAACUAAUAUUACAACAUCAAAAUCCUCAACAACUUAGUGCCAAUUUGUGGGCUGCUGUACGUGCACGCGGUUGUCAGUUCCUUGGUCCAGCAAUGCAAGAGGAGGUUCUCAAACUAGUUCUUUUAGCUUUGGAGGAUGGUUCGGCACUUUCAAGAAAAGUUUUAGUAAUGUUUGUGGUUCAACGUUUGGAACCGCAUUUUUCACAAGCAUCGAAAACAAGUAUUGGACAUGUAGUACAGCUUCUUUAUAGAGCAAGUUGCUUCAAGGUAUCCAAACGAGAGGGUGAUUCAUCUUUAAUGCAGUUAAAAGAAGAAUUUAGAACAUAUGAUGCAUUGAGAAGAGAACAUGAUGCCCAGAUUGUUCAAAUAGCAACUGAAGCUGGAUUACGAAUAGCUCCUGAUCAAUGGUCAGCUCUAUUGUAUGGAGAUACUGGUCAUAAGUCUCAUAUGCAAAGUAUUAUUGACAAGCUACAAACGCCACAAUCUUUUGCUCAAAGUGUGCAAGAAUUAGUUAUUGCCUUACAACGUACACCUGAUCCAGGACAACUUAGUGGUUUAAGGCCACAGCUAGAAUUAUUAGCUGCCAUAGAUCCUAGUCCAGAAACAGAACUACCCACAUUAGCUGAAUGUCGCGCAGCAUUGGAAGCUGUUAGAACUGUGGUUGUAGCAUUGGUGGAAUUCAUUCAGCAGCAUGGAAGUAGAAAAUGUUCAGAUGGCACUCAUAAUAUUGGUCCAAGUCAACCAAAGUAUAAAGUGAGCAUGUGCAGAGAUCUUGCUCUUCGAGGAUCUUGUCCAAGAGCUACAAAUUGUACUUUUGCUCACAGUGACAUGGAACUUGACAAGUAUAGGUCAAAGAAUCGAAAGUUGAGUAUCAGGUCAAAUUUACCUUUGAACAGUAACACGGAAUUAAAAACAGAUAAAUCUAUUGUUCAAAACAAUAAGGUUUUUAAGCAAAACGAAGAGGCACAUUAUCAUUCCAUAAAACCACAUGAUAUUCAUAGGGAUAGUUUUACUUCAUUGAAUAAAGUUAAUCCAACGCAACAUCCUAUUAUUAAUAGUGAAAAUAAUUUGGUUGGAUCUGUGACAAAUUACAUGUUGGCACCACCACAGAAUUUAUCACAUAUGGUUCCAGUAAAAAACAUGGAUAUUCAUUGUCCUCAUUAUAUUAUGCCUGUAGCAUCCUUAGAUUAUAAUACAACAGAUAUGAAUAUGUGGGAUUCGCCGCAAGUAACGUCAGGUGUUACAAAUGGAAUUUCUAAUAGUAAAAAGCAACGAAUAGUAGCAAAAACGUUGGCAAUGUUGUUACAACGUAGAAUGGAAAUUCUAAAUCAACUUAAAACUAUAGUCAACAAGCAAGCUCCACAAAUGAAAAUGAAUUGUGACAUCCAAGGAGAUGUGCUUUCAUCGAAUUUAUCAAUUUGGACAAAUUCAUCUGGAAGUCCCAUAGGUCCUUCAUCAAAUAUGAGUUGCAGUAAUAAUUUUCGAUGUGCAGAUCCUGUAUUAUUGGAUGAUGAAUUUGUACCAUUCGAUGCAUCAUCUUCGAGCAAAUAUGGACCAAUAUCCAAAAUAUCAACAACCAUGAUAAGAUCUCCAAAUUGUGUAUCACCUACAAGUUUAUAUAAUGAGGGUCCAACUACAAUAUCUACUUUUCGACCUAUGCCUCCUAAUUCCAUUUCAUCGUGGUAUUACGGCAAUCAACCUUAUACACCUAUUGGUACAAACGGAGGAAUGCAAUCUGUUACAACAUCUAAUUAUGGGGAUGGAUAUAUUGCUCUUGGACGAAAUAUAUCAGAAUCACAUACACAUUCACAUCUUUUGCAACAGGAAUGUAUGUCGAAAGAUAACAUUUAUUACAGUUUAAUCUUGGAGUCACAGAAAGUAAAACAACAAUUAAAACAUUUAGAGAAAAAAAUAAAUGAUUUAAAGAUUGCAACACAAGGUGCAACUUUAACAGCCAGUGAAAAACUUGCACAGGAAUUGCAAAUGAUUGAAGCAGGUAUUAGGGAAAAAGAAAAGGAUGUAAGAAAUUGGAGUCCAUAUGGUACCGUACCAUGGAUUCAAUCAUCAACUAGCUUACUUACAAAUCAAAGUUUCAAUCAGGAUUAUAAGACCGAAGAAGAAGAUACAUAUGAGGCUGGUAUUGCAAAUGAUAUGCGUGAAUUAGAAUUACGAUGGGAGUUUGAACUGCAAGAACAAGAAAAACAUUGGUCAAGCGAAGAAGAUAGCUCGAAAAAGUAACAUAAUUUUGCAGUAUUAAAUAUUAACUCCCAGAUUUGACAAUGACUCAAGAUAACGCAUGUGUUUUCACAUGUUUGUAUAAUUUUUGAAAAAAUCUUUUAUGCGUCAAUGCGUUUACUUCUAUAAUUGGAUAAUCGAAAGUAAGUAGAAUUUUUAUUCUUUGCAUAAAAAGAUCUAAGAUUAUUCUAUUUAAAAUCAACAUUAUAUACAAAAAAUGAUUAUAUGAGCAUUUUUAAAACAGCAUAGAUUUAUUAUCUGAUUGAGAUAAGUGAACCCUUUUGUUAAUACUAUAGUAUUGUAAAAAGUGGACUCACUACUUUUGCAUAUACGCUUUUGUAAUUACCGAUUUUGUAAUAUUUCUUAUGCAGAAAAAUAAUACCUUUCUUGAUAUUUAACCUUUUAACUGGGGAUAACUUGUCAUAGUACUUUGAAGACUACGCAUGUCGUCUAUAUUCUUUAAUAUCAUACGUAUUAUAUAUAAUAUUCUUUAAUAAUCGUAUAAAGAGCAAAUUUUUAUUUAAUAUGUUUACUGUUAUUACAUAAAAUAUUUGCGCUUUUAGUAAAUUAGCUUCCCAUUUAAAAGGUUAAACAUAUUAAUUAUUGCUGUAAAUAUGUGAUAUUUUAAAAAAUUUGUUAAACAUGUGACAAUUUAUAAAAGCAAUUCAUUUAACCAAACAGAAGGUUAGAUUGUUUUUACUUAUAUUAUUUUGCUGAUAUUUUGAAAGUAAUUUAACGUACUUGGAAACUUAAUAAUUCAACUGCCGCUUUGUCAAAUACAUUCAGACAAGCGAAAGGUAGUUGUUACUUGUAAUAAAAUAAAAAAUUUCAUUGAAAACAAAUGGACAUAUGAACACAGAUUUGUUAAAAUUUAACAGAAAUUGAUGUCAGUGUUUUAUAAACAUGACAAUGUAGUAUACUCAAUUUAUAUGUUUGCACAAUGAAGUAAAACAUACUAUAAUACAGAAACAUUCUAAAGGAAUGUUAUUUAACCUGAGUGAAGGUUAUAUGAUAAAAAUAUACAAUUAUAUAUAAGUAUUGCAGAUAGGUGAAAUUAACAUAUAAUGUGUGUGUGUGUGUGUCCAAAUUUUAUAUAAUUAUUAUCAUUCUGGUCAUCUACUAAUUCAUUAUUGACAUACAAGAUAUUAAUGAUAGACUUUUAUUAUCCUACAUAAUUUUAUAUAAACAGAAUUUGUUUUAAAAGAGCAUAAGUAUCUUCUGCUUAAAAAAAGAUUUUAAGUUGUAUAAGUAACUAAUAUAACUACAAAAUUAUAACCUUAUUAUCCUUAAAUAUCUAUAGAAUAAUUAUAAUAAUUCUAUUAUAGCAUUGUUUAGUAUG
This is a messenger RNA of Polistes dominula (European paper wasp), 4214 nucleotides long. It is a transcript of the gene roq, whose product is annotated as RING finger and CCCH-type zinc finger domain-containing protein roquin. Gene Ontology annotation, cellular component: cytoplasmic stress granule. NCBI's taxonomy places the organism in Eukaryota, Metazoa, Arthropoda, Insecta, Hymenoptera, Vespidae. The record is from RefSeq and is a predicted model, not a curated record. Gene Ontology annotation, biological process: ubiquitin-dependent protein catabolic process; nuclear-transcribed mRNA catabolic process, deadenylation-dependent decay; protein polyubiquitination. Gene Ontology annotation, molecular function: double-stranded RNA binding; ubiquitin protein ligase activity; mRNA binding.